Sardina pilchardus (European sardine) is the source of this 2955-nucleotide messenger RNA. RefSeq names its product atlastin GTPase 2 (gene atl2). NCBI's taxonomy places the organism in Eukaryota, Metazoa, Chordata, Actinopteri, Clupeiformes, Clupeidae. Bases 131 to 1987 code for a protein of 618 amino acids. Gene Ontology annotation, biological process: protein homooligomerization; endoplasmic reticulum organization. Gene Ontology annotation, molecular function: GTPase activity; GTP binding. The transcript has 14 exons. The record is from RefSeq and is a predicted model, not a curated record.
GUAAUGUUAAUGAACGUGACCCGUUGUUUCGUCCAUCAGGCGAACCGUUGUGUCCUUUCCCCUCCUCGGAGUCGGACUAUGGAGACAGAAACGGGUCUAUAACGUUAACGUUGUUGUGCGGCAGCUUGCCAUGAGUUUGGUUCAGUCUCUUAUGACGGGUGUUGAGGAUGUUCCGAUGCUGAUCCCGCCCCCCCGAGUGCCCAAGGCGGUGAACAUGACCUACCAAGCCCCGUUGGCAGAGAUGGAUUACUAUGACGACGAGCCCAGCGAGCCUAUUGUGGUGCUAGAGAAGUGUUCUGCCCCUCUGGAUGUGGACGCAGAACUGGAGGCAGAACCCGAGCAGGAACCCGAACCCGAACCCGAACCAGAACCUGAGCCGGAGCCGGAGCCGGAACCGGAGAGGGCUGGGCCGGUCCAGGUGGUGGUGGCGCACGAGGAUGACCACGGCUUCGAGCUGGACGCGGCGGCGCUGGAGAGGAUUCUGAUGCAGGAGCACGUGCGCGACCUCAACGUGGUGGUGCUGUCUGUGGCCGGAGCCUUCCGCAAGGGCAAGUCCUUCCUGCUGGACUUCAUGCUGCGCUACAUGUACAAUCAGUCCACUAGUUCAUGGAUGGGGGGGAAUGACGACCCUCUAACGGGCUUCACCUGGAGGGGGGGGUGUGAGCGUGAGACCACAGGUAUCCAGGUGUGGAGUGAUGUGUUUGUGGUGGACAAGCCAGAUGGCAGUAAGGUGGCUGUUCUCCUGGUGGAUACUCAGGGAGCCUUCGACAGCCAGUCCACCAUCAAAGACUGUGCCACAGUGUUUGCCCUCAGCACAAUGACCAGCUCUGUACAGGUCUACAAUCUUUCCCAGAACAUUCAAGAGGAUGACUUGCAACAUCUUCAGCUGUUCACGGAGUACGGCAGACUGGCGUUGGAGGAGAUCUAUGAGAAGCCUUUUCAGAAACUGAUGUUCCUGAUCAGGGACUGGUGUUACCCUUACGAGCACAAGUACGGGCUGGAGGGGGGCAACAGCUUCCUGGAUCGACGGCUUCAGGUGAAGCAGAACCAGCAUGAGGAGCUGCAGAACGUUCGUAAGCACAUCCACGCCUGCUUCUCCUCCAUCGACUGCUUCCUGCUGCCCCAUCCGGGCCUCAAGGUCGCCACCAACCCCAACUUUGAUGGCAGGCUGAAGGACAUCGAUGACGAGUUUAAGAGGACUCUACAGGAGCUGGUGCCUCUGCUGCUGGCUCCGGAGCACCUGGUGGAGAAGGAGAUCAACGGAGCCAAGGUCACCUGUAGAGACCUGCUGGAGUACUUCAAGGCUUACAUCAAGAUCUACCAGGGGGAGGAGCUGCCACAUCCCAAGUCCAUGUUACAGGCGACUGCUGAGGCCAACAACCUGACUGCUGUGGCUGCCGCCAAGGACUCCUACAGCAAAGGCAUGGAGCAGGUGUGCGGCGGCACCAAGCCGUACCUGGCCCCCGCGGACCUGCAGCGCCACCACGAGCAUCUGAAGGAGGCGUCCGUGCGGCAGUUCCGCUCCGUCAAGAAGAUGGGCGGAGCCGAGUACUGCCAGCGCUACCAGGACCAGCUGGAGGCGGAGCUUGACGAUCUCUACGGCAACGUCAUCAAGCACAACGACAGCAAGAACAUCUUCUACGCCGCGCGCACGCCCGCAACGCUGUUCGCCGUCAUGUUCGUCACCUACGUCAUCUCCACGGUGACGGGCUUCGUCGGCCUGUCGGUCGUCGCCGCGCUGGCCAACCUGGUGAUGGGCGUGUCGCUGAUGUCGCUGUGCGCCUGGGCGUACGUGCGCUACUCGGGAGAGUACCGGGAGGUGGCCGAGGUCAUCGACCUCACCGCAGAGGCCCUGUGGGAACAGGUGCUGAAGCCUCUGACUGAGCAGUACAUGGAGGACAAUAUCAGACAGACUGUAGUGAACUCGAUAAGAGCCAGUUUAACGGAGCCCGUGGCAAACCCUGGCGCAAAGUUAAAACGCACCUGAUCUCCGGCCCUCCACACACAACCUCCGCCCUCUAGCUGUCUGUGUGUUUGUGUGUGUGUGUGUGUGUGUGUGUGAAUGGGUAAGUGUGAGUGGGACAGAAGAAAACAGAAUGGACUUCAUCUCAUAGUGGAACUAAAACCAAAGUUUACACUCAACACCUGGAGUUGUCUAGUUGUCAAUCCCCCGGCCCCUCUCCAAUGCUGGCAAAUCAAACUGACUAACACACACACACACACACACACACACUCACGCAUACACCAAGAUCUACUGACUUCUAUAGAUUGACUCCAUCUUGUGCAUAGAGACAAACUGACCUAUAUCUGCUCAUGUUAGGGAAGCAGAGUGAAACCAGAAGACCCUGUUCUGCCAAGUACAGCGUUAACGGUGCCAUGACAACCAUUAACCCGAGCCCUUUACCUCGGAAGGGUUCGUCUUUUCACACUCUCUUUGUUUUGCCUUUUUUUCUGUUCUCACGGUCAGCCUUGUAAACAAGUUUAGAUAGACGCUCACAAACUGGCAGAUACAGAGUACGGACCUCGAGGUAGAGGCAUACGGUAUACCGUUUAUGGCUCCACCAGUGACCGUUGUGUUGUGUUGACGUGUGACAUCAGAAGGCUCAGCACCAAAAUCCAUCCAAGUCCCCGCUGUACAGUUGCUAGAAAAUCAUGUUAAUUUGUAUCAUAGAGGACAGCGCAUGUACAUGAAUGUAUAAAUCCAUGAUUUUUGUAUCAUUUUUGUAGAUGACUGUAGCUGAGUGUCUCCCCGGUUCUGUGAUUUUUGUUUUUGUUUUGUUCUAAGCCCCACCCCCCUGACUCCACCUCUUCCCCAAGCUCCAAUCAGAAGCCACUUAUCUGAGGGUCGAGAGGAGCGGAUUGGUGGAUGGAGGGUGUGGGUUCAUCUGGCCUUUUAAAAGCUGCACCCUGUAAUUUAUUUUUUAAAAGUUGAUUAAAAUACAUAUUUUAAAUUUA